Messenger RNA from Erpetoichthys calabaricus (reedfish), 1664 nucleotides. RefSeq names its product proline dehydrogenase 2 (gene prodh2). Gene Ontology annotation, molecular function: FAD binding; proline dehydrogenase activity. Bases 144 to 1523 code for a protein of 459 amino acids. Lineage: Eukaryota; Metazoa; Chordata; Cladistia; Polypteriformes; Polypteridae. The record is from RefSeq and is a predicted model, not a curated record. The transcript has 10 exons. Gene Ontology annotation, cellular component: mitochondrion.
UCUCUUUUUCGCACUCUCUCUCCUGCCCUUUGGGACCGUCCCAGAGGCACCUGCCCCUCCUGUUCAGCUCGACGCCACUCCUGCCUCAUUUUUGUCAUUUGAGCUGAGACCGGAGCCCAAAUUCACGCUGACGAGUGGACGAGAUGCACUUGCUUUCGGUGUCAUCGUGGAGGGCACUCUCCUCCCGGCUUGCGCCACUCUGCCUCCGCACACUCAGCGGUGAGGCGGCCGUCAGUAUGAGCUUUGAGGACGGCCAUGCCUUUCGCCUGAAGCAGACCCGGGAGAUCCUGCGGGCGCUGGCGGUCUUCAGGAUGUGCUCCUUCCCUUUCCUGGUCAACAACUCCAUGAAGCUGAUGGAGGUGUCUCGAUUACUCCUGAGACAGCGCUUGUUCGCACUCCUCAUGAAGUCCACAGCUUAUGGUCAGUUUGUAGCUGGAGAGACCAUGCCAGAGAUUCGCUUCACAAUGGAGAAGCUGAGCAUGAUGGGAAUGAGGCCAAUGCUGGCCGUGCCUAUUGAGGAGGACCUCGGCGAAAUGAAGACAGGGGAGUCGCAGUACAACCAGAAUUUGGAGACCAUGCUUGAAUGUGUGAAGAUCUCGCACAGUGGCUCCAAGGUUACGUAUCCCAUGAUGCAGCUGAAGGUCACGGCCCUGCUAAGUGCUGAACUGUGUACCAAGAUCACCAUGCUCCUCACUGACAGCCAACUCCGGGAGAAGCACUUUGGGUUGGACUGCAUCGUCCGUGCUCUGGAGGGCCAGGACGUCAACUUCCCAAGUCUGAGUGAGGGUGAGACGCAGCACUUCCUGUGUGCCAUGAGGCGGCUGAAUCGUGUUGGAGAGUAUGCCAGAGAGCACAAGGUCCGAGUGCUAGUGGACGCUGAAUACACUUACAUUAACCCCACCCUGACGUUGGUGACCUUAGCCAUGAUGAAGAAGUUUAACCGGUCGGAGCCCUGGAUCUGGAACACCUAUCAGUGCUAUCUAAAGGACUCCUUCUCACUGCUGUCUCAAGAUCUGGACCUUGCAGCCCAAGAGGGAUUUGCUUUCGGGGUGAAGUUGGUUAGAGGGGCCUACAUGGACAAAGAAAGGAAACUCGCCAAAGAGCAGGGCUACCCAGAUCCUGUCCACAAAUCGUGGGAAGACACCAAUCGGAGCUACCACAAAUCCCUGAACAGGAUGCUUGAGAUGGCGGCUCAAGACGGGAAGUGGUACAAUUUAAUCGUGGCCACUCACAACGAGGAGUCUGUCAAGCACGCCAUUGAUAGGAUGAAAGCUCUGGGCAUCUCGAAGGAUGCUAGCUCGGUUUGCUUUGGACAGCUGCUGGGAAUGUGUGACCACGUCUCUUUGACUUUAGGUCAACACGGAUUUGCUAUCUACAAGUCUAUCCCUUAUGGCCCCAUAAAUGAUGUCCUGCCUUACCUGGUGAGACGUGCGCAGGAGAACCGGACCGUGCUGCAGGGGAUACGCAAGGAGAGAGACCUGCUGAGGAGGGAGCUGUGGAGGCGGCUGCUGAAACGCACCUAAGACCACUCGGGAGCAGACUGGGGGUGUUCUGCUGUUUUCUUUCCCUUUCCAUCUUCUUCUUUUGGGACAUUUGGAUGUAAACUACAAGAAAUGAUGGCCAUGUUUAUAAUAAAAUAAAAAUAAUAAAAAUAAUAAAAAUGA